UCACUCAGAAAAUGGCCGAGAGUGUAGCCAUGAUGCAACAUAUGGAGGUCAGCUCUGGGGAAACACGAGCUGCCCUUCAGCGCACGCAGCGCUGGUACGAUGACAUGGAAUUGGCGAGCGGUAUCGUUCUGGGCCCAGUGGACAGCAGGCACUUAAUGUUGCGUGAACGGCUAGACAGGCCAUUGGUGAAAGUUUACCAACGCCACCCAGCGACCCAACUUCCUGAGGCAGCAACUCUUGUCAAGGGUAUCGGAGUGCUAAAAGACGCAAUGGCAGAAACCAAUCGAAACAUUGAAAUGUUGAAGAUUGCACGACAGCGACUAAAUGAGAACAUACAGGACAAAAAAGCUGGAAUCCGCGUCGAUUCGGGGAUAGUCCGAUUCCGCAGGCUGAAAGCACCGGCACGGAUACAUCUGGAUGAGUCAAAGCCGCUGAGCAGCAACUAAA
This is a messenger RNA of Stegostoma tigrinum, 447 nucleotides long. Its product is annotated as coiled-coil domain-containing protein 105-like. Bases 12 to 446 code for a protein of 144 amino acids. The record is from RefSeq and is a predicted model, not a curated record. The transcript has 4 exons. NCBI's taxonomy places the organism in Eukaryota, Metazoa, Chordata, Chondrichthyes, Orectolobiformes, Stegostomatidae.